Messenger RNA from Staurois parvus, 969 nucleotides. The record is from the annotation of a GenBank genome assembly. NCBI's taxonomy places the organism in Eukaryota, Metazoa, Chordata, Amphibia, Anura, Ranidae.
AUGAUACGUAAGCAAGACAAUAAGGUCCAGAACAAGACAUCAGAGAAAGGGACUCCAAAUCCAACGCCAAUAGACACUAUUGUUCUGGUUUGGAAUUGGCCAUGGGGGGAACAUUUUGCAUUAGACAAGUGUACAGAAUUUGGUUUUCAUGGAUGCAAGCUGUCAACAAACAGGAGUCUAUAUGGUAUUGCUGAUGCUGUUGUUAUACAUCAUGCAGAUAUAAUGCAUAAUAGGAAUGCAUUGCCUAAACAACCAAGACCUUCUUUCCAGCGUUGGGUGUGGAAUAACUUAGAGCCUCCUCUGAUUAUUACAAACUUGGAGAUGUUGGACAACUUGUUCAAUGCAACUAUGACAUUCCGUCAGGAUUCAGAUAUUUUUAUCCCAUAUGGUCAAAUAGAAACAAUGAAAGAGUCUCGAAACUUCUCCAUUCCCAAGAAGUCCAAGUUGGUAUCUUGGGUAGUCAGCAAAUGGUAUCCUGGUGUUCCUCGCAUUUCUUUUUAUGAAGAGUUGAACAAACAUAUUCCAAUAGAUGUUUACGGAAAGCGACACAAACCACUUAGAUCAGAAGAUUUCCACCAAACAAUAUCUCAGUAUAAAUUUUAUUUGUCUUUUGAGAAUUCUAUAUAUAAAGACUAUAUCACUGAAAAGUUUUGGUCAAAUGCCUUUGGUUCAUGGGCUGUUCCAGUUGUAUUAGGAACCUCCCGUGAGAACUAUGAACGUUUUGUCCCAGGAGAUUCCUUCAUUCAUGUUGAUGACUUUCCAAGUCCAAAGGAGCUGGCUGAAUAUCUUCUUGAGUUGGACAAAGAUGAUGUGAAGUACCAAAAGUAUUUCAACUGGAGAUCCCGAUACUAUGUGAAGGCACUUUCUGGAUGGUCAUAUCAGUACUGUAAAGCAUGUGCAGUCAUAAAGCAGAGUCCAAGAUAUCAGGUUGUUCAUCAAUUAGCCAAGUGGUUUUUGAAGGAUGUAUAG